AUGGGCUUCUCUGAGCUUUUCAUUCUUCUUUUCACUCUACACUCUCUUUUAGCAAUGGCAUCAAGACAACCUACUGUACCAAAAUCAUACCUGUUUAGUGAAUAUAUAGGAGCAGAAGAUAACAAUGUAAAAUUUUCAGAUGUACCCAUCAACCCAAAUGUGGAGUUUCAUUACAUACUUGCAUUUGCAAUUGAUUAUACAAAUUCAUCUUCUCCCUCACCAACAAAUGGUGAAUUCAAAAUCUUCUGGGAUACUCAUAAUCUCAGCCCUUCACAAGUCUCUUCAAUCAAGAGUCAGCAUACAAAUGUUAAAGUGGCUUUAAGCUUAGGAGGGGACACUGUGAGAGGAAAAACUUGUAAUUUUACAAUUUUAUCAGUGGAUUCAUGGGUUUCUAAUGCUGUAUCUUCACUCACUAAGAUCAUCCAAGAGUAUAACUUGGAUGGGAUUGAUAUAGACUAUGAGCACUUCGUUUCAGAUCAAGAUACAUUUGUUGAAUGCAUUGGGAAGCUUAUAACGACUCUCAAGAACAAUGGAGUCAUUACAUUUGCAUCUAUAGCUCCAUUUGAUGAUGAUGAUGAAGUAAAGAGAAACUACAUGGCUCUCUGGAAUAGUUAUGCUCACGUCAUAGACUAUGUCAAUUUCCAGUUUUAUGCAUAUGAUAAGGGGACAACUGUUUCUCAGUUUAUGAGAUACUUUCAGACACAAAUAGAUAAUUAUGCAGGUGGAAAUAUCUUGGCUAGCAUCACAACCGAAGGAAGUGGAGGUUUAUCACCUAAAAAUGGGUUCUUUAAAGCUUGUAAUAGGCUUAAAAGUCAAGGGAAACUUGGUGGGAUCUUUGUAUGGUCUGCAGAUAAUUCAAAAGCUUCAGGUUUUAAAUAUGAAAAGAAAUCACAGGCUAUCCUAGCAACAAGCCACAAGAAUUUUAGUGUGUGA
Messenger RNA from Lactuca saligna, 933 nucleotides. The record is from the annotation of a GenBank genome assembly. NCBI's taxonomy places the organism in Eukaryota, Viridiplantae, Streptophyta, Magnoliopsida, Asterales, Asteraceae.